Messenger RNA from Trematosphaeria pertusa, 2978 nucleotides. RefSeq lists its product as uncharacterized. The transcript has 6 exons. The record is from RefSeq and is a predicted model, not a curated record. The coding region runs from base 194 to 2836 and encodes 880 amino acids. Lineage: Eukaryota; Fungi; Ascomycota; Dothideomycetes; Pleosporales; Trematosphaeriaceae. Gene Ontology annotation, molecular function: DNA-binding transcription factor activity, RNA polymerase II-specific; zinc ion binding; DNA binding. Gene Ontology annotation, biological process: DNA-templated transcription; regulation of DNA-templated transcription.
UGCAUACCACCAACUAGCUGGGUAGCUGAAGCCCGGCUGAUCAAGCGUCCCGACCAGACGGCGCUUUUAUCGACAUCCUUUCGCCUGCUUGCGCCCUCGUCCCCAAUCUCCCCGCACUUUUUCCUCGUCCAUCCCCCUUCAUCGCAUUGCUCCCAUCAGCCUCGACACAACAUAGCCAAAAUCAGCAGGACACAUGGCCACCGAGACCAUUCACGAAGAAGCCCCGAACACCACGGCCAUGGCCGAGCAGACCGACGCCCGUGACGCGAAGCCCGUGGCAGAGAACGGCAAGGAACAGAACCAGAAUGCACCACAACCACCCCAGAAACCUCAGAAGUCGCGACACAGAGCCUCAGUCGCAUGUGCUUCGUGCCGAGAUCGCCGGAUUCGCUGCGUCGUGCCUCCAGGACAGAAAGACUGCACGCAGUGUAAGCGAUCGGGUGUGGAAUGCAUAAUCAAGAAUGACGACGAGCGGCGGAGACCAAUUUCUCGAGCAUACAUGUGCUCGCUCACAGAUCGAGUAGCUUUGCUGGAACACAUGCUUAAAGAGCAGGGCGUAGAUGCGCCUCCAGCAAACCACCCACCCAAGACCCGCCACCCACCGCGCGACCAAGAUCUCUCCCCCAGCCGCAAAGCCACAGAAACACAGCAACACCAUAAUGACCACUCCAGUCCCGGAAGCCAACCGAGCCCACAAGACGACUUUGCCGACGCAGACCACCACGAGCACGACACCAGUAGCCACCACGGCGAAACAGAUAGCACGGGAUCGCCGUCCAUGCUUCCUCCGCCGAAGAAGGACGGCAUGGUAAGCAGACUUCUCUCCACCCGCGGACACCUCAGCUUCGACCAACUCAGCGGCCGGCUGCGAUACUUCGGCCCUACAACGAACUGCCACGUGCACUCCGAACUCGGCAACCCCAUGGACACCGAACAACAAGUCUCCGAGCAAGCACGGCGCGCCGAGAAGAUAAUCCGCUCUCUCCCCAUGGAGACAUACGACUACCUUAUGCAUCUCUUCUGGCAGUGCUACAACCCCGUCAUCCACGUGCUGCACCAGGAAGCCUUCAACGAGGAUCGCGAAGCCGGGAGAACCCAGUUCUACUCGGGCUUCUUGCAUGUUUGUGUGCUGGCGAUGGGGUACCGGUUUGCCGAUAAGCAGAGAAGUGAUAUGCAGAAGAUUUCGUGUCCGCAGAUGGAGAGCACACUACAUAGGGAGGCCAAGUAUAUGCUAGACCAUGAAUUGGAGAGGCCGGGUGGGAUUCCGUCGGUUGUUGCACUUCUCCUCUUGGGAGACCUGGAAUGCGGGGUCGGCCGAGACAACAUAGGCUGGCUUUACGGUGGCCUUGCAGUCAGACUCGCGUUUGACAUUGGUCUCCACCUUGACUCGCGGCUUUCCGGGCUCCCAGAACGAGAGGUCCAGAUUCGGCAGAUGACGCUUUGGGCUUGUGUCAUUUACGACAAAUACUGGGCGCUGUUCCUUGGGCGACCCACGAGUAUGAAGAGCGCCGACCUCGAAAUAUAUAGCCUAACCAAGCAGUUCGAACGCCUAGGAACAUGCCGACCCGCCGGUCCCGAAAAGAGCUUGGAAACACAGAUCUACGAGGCCCUCCUCGACCUCAUGGAGCUCGCAGGCAAGAUCACCGAGAACAUGGAUCCGCGAUCGCAGAGUCCCGAUUCCAUCAUCGACAGAAACCAGUACCUCCGCAUGGCAGCGCUGGACCGCGAGUUCAGCACGUGGUAUGCUCGACUGCCAGAGCAGCUCCGGUGGACGCCAGCGAACAUCGCCACCGCCCCGUUCUCGUUCUUCCUGCUGCACCAGCAGUAUCAUAGUUCGCUUAUUCUGCUUCAUCGCCCGUUCGCCAUGUACGAAGACCAUAACAACCAGAGCUACGAGGGGAACGGGCCGGACGACCACUUCUCCGCGCUAUCCCGCACUGUGUGCACUAAGCAUGCAAUCCGCGUGGCUAGAAUCUUUUGGCAGCACCGUCAGCGCUUCGAUACUAAGCAGAUAUUCGUCACGGGACUGCAGCAUGCGGGCACUGCCGCAACCGCGCUCGUCGCGGCUCUAGCGUUCAUCAAAGACCCUAACGAUCGGAACAACAACAUGCAAUACCUGGAAUGUCUCUCCGCCGCCCUCCACGACAUGGCCUACACGUAUCAGCCGGCAGAACGCAUGUCCGUCGUCCUGCGCGCCGUCAUGGUCGAGCUCCGUGGCGAAGGCCCCGAUAUCAGCAGCUUGAAGCUAUACAAGCCCAAGUCCUCCUUGGUCCCUGCGCGCCGCGGCUCUACGAACGAUGCCAACGACCCGCCGCUGUUCAAGAAGCGGCAGACAAGUCGGCCGCGGGCGGGAACCGGCGUGAGUAAGAAGCGCAGUAUGAGCAUGAGCACGAGCGUGACGAAUAUCGAUUUGACGAUCAAGCCGGUGCCGUGUCCGCCCCGAUUCGAUGCGGAGAAUGAGAGGGGUGAUGGUUUUAUUAUGGUGACGCCUCACUCCGAAAUCUCAUCCUGGCACCCACUAUCCGAGACUCUUGGCUUGGAGCAUACACUCCAGACGCCUUCCACCUCCACUCUCUCAACCUCAGGGCCUCGAAACGCGUGGAUGGGCGCGGAGCUCGAUACGUCAGAUUCGAUCUCGCAGCUGGCAAAUGUUCACUUCCCCGAGAUACCAGCACUCAGUGAGGCAGAUAAUAUGAACCACCUGGACUUUCUGAGCUUAGCUGAUGGAGGGGGCGAAUGGGGAGGUGAGUGGCGGCCGAACUUGGGGAGCGAUCUGGACGGGUUUCCGCCGCAGGGGAGCUUUGGCAUGGGAUUUGGGAGUAUGUUGAGUGGGUAGAUAAGCGAUUGAUGAGAAAAGUUUCUUUGCCGUUCAUAUUUAUUUCGUUGUCUGGGACGAUUGCGCCGGGGGACGGUAUUUGUCUUUGGAACUAUGGAAUGGAACGGCCGUGACGGUCACUACUAUUGGUUUUGGGCGGGUA